Angiostrongylus costaricensis is the source of this 297-nucleotide messenger RNA. Lineage: Eukaryota; Metazoa; Nematoda; Chromadorea; Rhabditida; Metastrongylidae. The record is from the annotation of a GenBank genome assembly.
AUGCAACUUUUUUUUGAUGACGCUCGAGCUGAAGAACUCGAGCAACUCAAGCAAGCAAAUGAGCUGAAACGAAUGAAGCAGGAGUUUGAAGAAGGUAAGGUGCCCAGCACAGCUGCUGAAGAACUGCAGCAUGCCAAAGCUGCUAUUGCAGAAGAGCGCCAGAAGCUCACCGAGAUCGGGAAGGUUGGUUUGUUUCUAUACAAUACUGUUCGUAAUAAUAAACUGCUGUAUUUGUUCCAUAUAUACAAAGUAUAUUCACGAAGAACGGAAUGUUUUCGUGUGUCCCAUUCACGCUGA